This is a messenger RNA of Oncorhynchus gorbuscha (pink salmon), 567 nucleotides long. Its product is annotated as glutathione-specific gamma-glutamylcyclotransferase 1-like. Gene Ontology annotation, biological process: glutathione catabolic process. The record is from RefSeq and is a predicted model, not a curated record. Bases 1 to 567 code for a protein of 188 amino acids. Gene Ontology annotation, cellular component: cytoplasm. Gene Ontology annotation, molecular function: glutathione specific gamma-glutamylcyclotransferase activity; gamma-glutamylcyclotransferase activity. Lineage: Eukaryota; Metazoa; Chordata; Actinopteri; Salmoniformes; Salmonidae. The transcript is spliced from 4 exons.
AUGCAUCUACAAAGGAGAAAAAACCCCAGCCUGUGGAUAUUCGGAUAUGGCUCUUUAGUCUGGAAACCAGACUUCAAAUACAAGAGAAACUACGUAGGCUAUAUCAAAGGAUUUAGUAGACGCUUCUGGCAUGGGGACAAUUUUCAUCGAGGAGACAAAGACUUGCCAGGUAGAGUGGUGACUUUAGUGGAAGAUCAUGAUGCUUGCACCUGGGGGAUAGCCUAUGAGGUCACCGACUCCCAAAUGGAGGAGUCUCUGCAGUAUCUGAAUGUGAGAGAGGCUGUGCUGGGGGGCUACGCCACCAAGAUGGUGGAGUUCACUCCCAGAGAGAAGUGCCAAGGGUCUCUGCUUGCCCUGGUCUACAUCGCCACCUCUGACAACCCCAUAUAUCUUGGGCCUGCCACUCCCACAGAGAUAGCUGCUCAGAUUGCCAUCUGCAGAGGCAACACGGGCCACAACAUAGAGUACCUCCUUCGCCUGGCUGAGUUCAUGAGGCUGUACUGUCCUGAGGUAGAGGAUGACCAUCUCUUCUCCAUAGAGGCAGCCGCCCUGGCUCUGCUCAUCUGA